CAAACGCUUCAAACAGCAUUUUAAUACCGUAUUUAAUACAGCAAACACGCUUAUUUAUUAUUUACUGGACGCGUCUCUGCUGCCAAAUGACACCACGAAGAAGAAACACAAGGCGGUAGCUGUUGUCACGUGUUUCCGGUGUCAUGUCAGCUUUCUGCUGGAACCUCAUGGCUAGUGUCGGCAGUCGCGUUUAAAUGUCUGUUUUCCUCCUUUUUCAGUUCUUAAAGAUGGAAUUUUAAUGAAACAAGACGUCAAAAGAUGGCAGAAAUUGCACCAGAGAAAAGUCGUGGGUUGAGGUUUGCAGAGCAGCAACUUCUGCGUCAUGGCUGGGAACAAGGGAAAGGACUCGGGCGAUCUGAGAACGGCAUAUCAGAAGCUAUCAAGGUCAAAGUGAAAUGUGACAAAGGAGGGGUCGGUCAUAAGGAAGGGGAUCAGUUCACCUUCCACUGGUGGGAUCAUGUCUUCAAUAAGGCCUCUUCCAGUCUGCAGGUGGAAACUGAUCAGAACGGUAUUCAGUUGAAGAAGACGGUGGAGGAAGAUGAAGAUGAUGGGAUGAUCUCCAAUAAAAAGCCACGGAAAGCCGCGCUGGCUAAAGCCAAACUUUAUGGAUGCUUUGUCAAGUCGGCCACACUGCUCAGUGGUCAGGAGCAGCCGGAGCCAAAAGCUUCCAGCUCAGACGAAAGCAGCAGCAGCUCAGACGACGAGGACGACCAGAAGUUGGAUCUCUCCAGCACCACAAAGCUUUCUGACGCUGAUCUAAUGAAGGCUUGUGGAGGACGCACGGCUCACAAAGGAGCCAGGCACGGCUUGACCAUGAGCGCCAAGUUAGCCAGACUAGAACAGCAGGAGGCGGAGUUCAUGGCGAAGUAUGGCAAGAAGAGCCAACCAGCAAGUUCUCCACCGGUUUGUGUUGCACCGACUCCCCAGACCCCCCAGUCAGCUGAUCGGACGGCUGAGAGUCAGGAGGAGACGGCCAAGGACUCUCAGAGAAAAAAGAUGAAAAAGAAGAGCUCCACUGGGAGCGCUCAUGAGCUAAAUGGUGAUGUAGUGUCUGAAAGUCCUGGAGCAGAUGUUAAACCCAAAAAGAAGAAGAAAAAGAAAAAAGCCAGUGAGGACACUGAAAAAUUAACUGAGGGGGUAGUGAUCUGUGUAGAAAACGGUGAAGCAGACCAAAAAACAAAGAGGAAAAAGAAGAAAAAGAAUGCAGAGCAGAAAGACAGGACUUCCUCACCUGCAGCAGCAGAGAGCGAGAGUCCAGAGGAGACCGCCGAGCUGCACACAGACACCAAAGUAAAGAAGAAGAAGAAGAAGUCCUCCAAACGCCACGUUGAACCUGCUGAGGAAGAGGAGAGUCACAGCGCUGAAUCCAGCCAAUCAGAGCCGGCCCAGGACUGCGCUCCCAAAACAAAAAAACAAAAAGCUGCUGUUAUAUCAGAGGAAGCAGAAGUCAAAGAGGAAGAAGAAACGGAAGUGAAGCAGAAAAGCAAAAAACGCAGAAAGGACAAAGUAUCAGUAGAUGACGAUACAAACGAGGAGGCACUUCCUCCAAAGAAGAAGAAAAAGAAGAAGUCCAAAGAGUAGUGUUUGAUUAUUAAUAGGUUUGUCUUGUCUGACUGGGGAAGUUAGUAUUCAUGUGCCAAACAUGGACUUUAUGGGGGCUGUGCUCUCUGACGUGACGGGCCUGUAAAUUAAUUGAUAGUGAGCUCCAGCAGCUUCUGCCUGUUAAACAACCUCACUUUUACUUUUACAGAGAUUUUUUAUCGGUACAUCGGUAAUAUCUAUUGAAUUUAUGAUAACCUGCUGCAAAAGUGACUGAGUUCAGAUAUUUGCUGUUGACUUAGACUUUAGAUGCGUGAUAAUGAAUGAUAUGUGAUCAUCUUAAUCUGUCAGUGGAUCUUUUAGUUUGACGCUAAAAUGAAUUGAAUGACUAAAAAAUCAAGUCGGUGUCGACAUUUGUAGGUUGUCAAACAUUCAUAGCUCGAGCCAAUUCGUUACAAGUUGCCUGUGAUUACCACUUUAUGUGAAAUAUGCAUUGAUUGAUACGAAAUGUAAAGAAUUGUGUGUAGUUUUCUUCACCAUGAAUACUUGAAGGUUUUUAACAACUGUCAUUGCUUUUUUGUAAGGAGGCAAAAUGCGGAAGUAGACAGAUGAAACUAUUGGUAUUACAUGAAAUUCUGAACUUUAUAUGAACAUUAAAUGAUGCGACACAUCAAGCUAAA
Molecule: messenger RNA, 2219 nt
Organism: Centropristis striata (black sea bass)
Lineage: Eukaryota; Metazoa; Chordata; Actinopteri; Perciformes; Serranidae
Gene: gpatch4
Product: G patch domain containing 4
Exons: 8
Coding region: 259-1581 (440 amino acids)
Biological process (GO): regulation of ribosome biogenesis
Cellular component (GO): nucleolus
Molecular function (GO): nucleic acid binding
Source: RefSeq, a predicted model, not a curated record